Messenger RNA from Limanda limanda (common dab), 4698 nucleotides. Its product is annotated as macrophage mannose receptor 1-like. Bases 25 to 4311 code for a protein of 1428 amino acids. Lineage: Eukaryota; Metazoa; Chordata; Actinopteri; Pleuronectiformes; Pleuronectidae. The record is from RefSeq and is a predicted model, not a curated record. Gene Ontology annotation, molecular function: signaling receptor activity. The transcript is spliced from 31 exons.
UCCUCUGCUUGCAACGCGUGGACGAUGUCUGCUGCUGUGAGACUUACCAGAAGAAUGCUCACCCCAAGGAUAACGCUAGGAGCCUUCGUGAUCUUCGUCCUAAUAUCUCACUGUUCAACAGCAAACGAUGCCCAAUUCUCCCUCACCAACAAGGCCACUGGGUUUUGCCUGUUGAAAAAAUUUACCCGUUGCCUUGACAUCCGCUGGACGACCGGUAAUCGGCUUUUCGCUGUCACCACCAAAAAGUGCCUUGGAGCGCAGGGUAAAAGUGUGGGGAGCGAAGUGAGCCUCUACGACUGUGAUGACAAAACCGACCUCCAGAAGUGGGAAUGCAAGAAUAACACACUGAUCGCCCUGAAAGGCAAAGAGCUCUACAUUGAAGUCAAAGCUGACGAAACAAUUGCUCUCUCCAAAACGGUGGGGCCGAAUAACCACCUCACAAUUCCGGGGACAUCCAGUGGUGCUUGCUCAAGGACAUACAGAGAACUUUAUACACUUGAAGGAAAUGCGUUUGGCAAAGUCUGCAUGUUUCCCUUCCUGUACAAGGACCGGUGGUUUGGGGAGUGCACCACGUACGACUCUUCACAAAAGCGUCUUUGGUGUUCAGUUGAAACUAAAUAUGAACAUGAACAGUGGGGAUACUGCCCGACUUCUGUCACGGACACCUGGGCAAAAAACCUGGUGACAGGAUCAUAUUACCAGCUCAACACUCAGUCAGCACUGACAUGGCCGCAGGCUGAAGUCAGCUGCAAACAACAGGGCGCCACCCUGGUCAGUGUCGCAGAUCCCAACGAACAAGCUUUUAUCUCAGCACUGGUAGGAUCUGGGAAACAUAAACUCUGGAUCGGGGUGGUUCUGGACCCGGAGCACGGCUGGCAGUGGUCCAAUGGGAAGCCUUUCCGCUACUUGAGAUGGAGUGAAGGAAACCCACUUCAUAAUCCAGGACACAACUGUGGAUUUCUUGAAACUGUCGGCCAGCACUUGUGGCAAAGUUCAUCCUGUGUGAAGAGACUGGGCUAUGUCUGCUACAAAGACAUGGUCCCACCCACUCCCCCCCAAAUUGAGCAAGGAUUUUGUGCAAGCCCAUGGAUUCCCUACAGUGGUCACUGCUUCCACCUUCAGCGCUCUGUACAAACGUGGUCAGAUGCACAGAGAGAGUGCCGCAAAGAGCGAGGGGACUUGGUCAGCAUCCGCAAUGUGGAGGACCAAAGCUUUGUCAUCUCUCAGCUUGGAUUUGCAUCCGACGAGGAGCUUUGGAUUGGACUGAAUGACAGGAGGACAGAGGGGCUGUUUGACUGGAGCGACCACUCUGCAGUCAGCUUCACCAGCUGGGAGUAUGGGAAACCGAUGUCUACUGAGACAGAAGACUGUGUUCUCAUCAGGGGGGAGAAUGGGAACUGGGCAGAUCGAUCGUGUGAUGAGAAACACGGCUUUAUCUGUAUGAAGCAGAGUGAAACUGAACCCACUGGAAAAGAAUUAGAUCUGGACAUAGGCUGCAAAGCGGGUUGGAAAAGACAUGGUUCCUACUGCUACUUUGUCGGAGCUGAGACCAAGACCUUUGAUGAAGCCAAAGAUGGCUGCAAGAGCUCAGACUCCUACUUAGCUGAUGUGUCAAAUGGGGUGGAUAAUGCCUUCCUUGUCAGCUUGGUGGGGUUGAGACCAGAGAAACACUUCUGGCUUGGGCUCUCGAACCAGAAAGACCUUGAUGAGUUUGUGUGGACCAACAGAGACUCUGUGAUGUUUACACACUGGAACGCCGAGAUGCCAGGUUACCAACAGGGUUGUGUUGCCAUGACAACUGGGAUUUUGGCUGGACUCUGGGAUCUGCUGCCCUGUACCAACCAGGAAAAAUACAUCUGCAAACACAUGGCCGAGGGGGCAGUUAUAACCGCCCCACCUCCCACUCAAACUGCUCUUCAGUGUGCUGAAGGUUGGUCACGAGUGGGCACAAGAAACGUCUGCUCUAAGUUUUUUACAGGGCCCCGAGCACUUGAGAAAACGUGGUUUGAGGCCAGGGAUUACUGUCGGGCCAUUGGAGGAGAUCUGCUCAGCGUCCACAGCCAAGCGGAGCUAUUAGUGGGACGCCAUGGAAAGGCCUGGAUUGGGCUUCAUGUUCCUGAUACGAGCACCGGUUAUACAUGGAGCGAUGGAUCUCCGUUAAACUUCCAGCACUGGCAGGAAGGAGAGCCUAACAACUUCAAUAAUGCAGAAUCAUGUGCUGAAUUCAGAAUUCAUCUGGGGGAUGAGUCCGGGUCCUGGAAUGAUGUGAACUGUGAGAGUUACAAUGACUGGCUGUGCCAGAUCCGCGCAGGACGGACUCCAAAACCCCCCCCGAACGCCACCGUAGUGGAUUACAACACCACUUCAGAUGGAUGGCUUUUGUGGAGAGGGAGUCAGUAUUUCCUCAACAGAUUGCCAAUGGCCAUGGAAGAUGCUCGUCACUACUGUCAGCAGAGGCAUGGCGACUUGGUAUCUAUCAGCACUAAAGAGGAAAACAUCUUCUUAUGGAAACAGAUAUCCAGAGGCUAUAUGCAAUAUUAUAUUGGUAUGUCUGUGGAUCUUGACGGGUCAUUUUGGUGGAUGGAUGGCACUUCCCUGUCAGUGCAACAAUGGGACGAAAAUCAACCUAGUGCUGAUGCCUUUGAUGAGAACUGUGUAUCUAUGACUUAUUAUACGGGUUUCUGGCGUUCUAACAAUUGUGGCCAAGAGCACCAGUCCAUUUGUAAACGAGGAGGCUCAGCACCUGCCAACACUACCGUGGCCCCCACAGUUCCUCCUGUAGGCGGCUGCCCACUCAGGUGGACUAAAUUUGACUCGAAGUGUUAUAGUAUCAAUAGCCAGAGCAUCAACUGGGAAGAAGCAAGAAAACGGUGCAUAACCAUUGGAGGAAAUUUGGUCUCUAUUCCUACAAGACGUGUGCAAGCAUUUCUUAUCACUACAAUGGCUAAAGUAGCAUCUGCAGAUCUGUGGAUAGGUUUGAAUAGUAAAAAACAAGAGGGAUUUUACUGGACGGAUGGAAAGCCAAGGCGAUACACCAACUGGGGAUAUGCUAAACAUCUACGUCGUCCUGGGACCUUUUAUCAAAGAUGGAAUGAGGAAGGCUGCGUUGUGAUGAACAACAAUCCCUCCGUUGGCACAGGGAAAUGGUUGAUUAAGUCUUGCAAUGACACCAAUGGUUUUGUCUGUCAUCGAAAUCUUGACCCAAAUAGCCCCUCUAAACCAGAACCAGUAGUUCCUAGCAUCUACGUAGCUCUGGGAAACGACAGCAUCAAGGCUGUGACUCAAAAUCUGACCUGGGACGAUGCCAAGAGACAUUGUGAAGGUGAAAAAGCCAACCUGGUUAACCUGCGAAAUGAAUGGACACAGGCCUAUGUUGAACUGCUGGCUAUGAAUCUCAAAGCUCCUCUUUGGAUUGGACUGAACAAGCAGCAGACGGGGGGGUAUUUUAGGUAUAUUGAUGGCUGGCACUUGAACUUCGCCAACUGGGCUGAAGAGGAACCAAAAAGGGACCAACCUUGUGUGUACAUGGACUUGGAUGGAAAAUGGAGGACUGCUUUUUGCAAUCGGACCAUGAAUAGUGUGUGUAUUCAGUCUACAGAUGUGGCACCAACAGAAUCAACCAAAUUCCCCGGAGUUUGCCCUGAAGAAAGUGUGCAGUACCACCAGAGCUUUUCCUGGCUGCCAUUCAGGGGCUACUGUUAUUUGUUUGUCACAGAUGAAAGUGAAUGGGCAAAUGCAGCUAGCAGUUGUGUACGGCAUGGUGGAGUCCUGGCUAGCAUUGAAGAUCCCUCUGAGCAACAAUUCCUCAAAAGCAACGUGGAAAUAUUUCUAGACAGCCACAGCUCGUUCUGGAUCGGCCUGUAUAAAACUCAUAAAGGGACAUGGAUGUGGUUGGAUAAAACCAUCUUGGACUACACCAACUGGGCUGAAGAUGAGCCUGAGUCUGACUUCGGAAGUAUCGGAACCUCAGAUGGGACUUGGCGAUCAGGUCGCAGAUGGCAUGAUCGACCAUACAUCUGUAAAACUCCUAAAGUGAUGCCCACUGAUCCAGGCACAAAACCUGAACCACACGGAGGUCAGGAUCCUCGCAGUCGUGUCCACACCAGCUUGAUUGUGGUGCUGAUCAUUGCCAUCGCCUCUUCACUGAUAGCCGUUGGAUUUUUCAUCUACAAGAAGGCCCCCCGUUCGUUACCCACCUUUGACAAUCCACUGUACUUCAACCGGGAACGAUCUCAGCCCGAUGUGGUGGACACCAAUAAACUUAUAGAGAAAGCAGAGGAGGAAAACCCUGAGCCUAUUAUAGCUCUGUGAUUUAUUGAGUAGCAUAAUCUAGUGGGACAUACAUUUUACUGUAUAUCUUCGACUGAUGUAUUACAUAUUGAUGCUUCAUUUAUGUUUCGCUAUAACUUCCUUUUUUUUUUACAAUAUACGGUCUAUAUUCAGUUAUUUAACAGUUUGUCACUAAAUGUGAGUUUCAGCUGAGUUGGCGAUGUCUAACCUCAUGGAACAGAAUUUAGGCUCUAGGAUGUCUCAAUGGGAAUAAUUAGUAUUUGACUUUUUCUUUUUUGAUGUAUGACUGAAUGUAUAGGAAUGUCACGUUAUGCUUGUGCCCACUAGAUGCUGGUCAUUGCUUUUAAUUUGAAAUCUCUAAGCCUGUCACUGUUAAAAUGGACAUUAAACUUGGCAAAAAACAAUAAA